Messenger RNA from Pocillopora verrucosa, 2655 nucleotides. Lineage: Eukaryota; Metazoa; Cnidaria; Anthozoa; Scleractinia; Pocilloporidae. The record is from RefSeq and is a predicted model, not a curated record.
GAUUAGCAGCUGGUGUUUUCACGACAUCGAAAGAAGCGCGGCAAUUGGGCCCCGAAAAGCGCUGAACUUUUAGUUUCAUUUGUGAGGGAGAUAGCGAGACAAAUUUAGAUCUGCCACAACAUGCCAUUUGAAGACCUUAUACAGGAAGUCAAUGAUAACAUCGAGCAAGAGAAAAAGAAGCGAGCCAGACUGAAAGACCUGGACCUCAUUGUGUUUGACAACUCACUUCGUGAGAGCACUGUGGGUCAGCUUCGUGGGCACACACUAGAAAACAAGCGUAAGAUUUACGAUGAAGUCAGAAAGUGUGGAUUCCAGUUCAAGAUUGUGGCUGCCUAUUCUCAUAUGCCACGCGUGGAUGACUCCUGGGUCGCUGAGAUCGUCCGUGAGUGUGAGGAAGGCAAAGAAGACCUGGGUAACCUAUUUGCAUUCAGUGAGUUUUUCGAGUCGGUCUCUCAGGGUAUUCCUGACACCAAAACUAUUCCAGUGGGUCUGAGAAAGAUGCAAGAGCAGGGAUUGAUCAAUCCUAUCAUAGAGAUAGAUUUGGCCAUAAAAAGCAUCAACUGGGAAAAGUUCACCAUGGAGGACAUGUUCACACUGCUGACCGAAAGAUUCAAAUGGAGCCGAAAAUAUUUGUCUCCAGAUGCCAAGAUCAUGGUAAAUCUACGAGACUUUCCGGACGCCAUGGUCUAUGAAAUGGAGCGGCUGUUCAGUCUUGUGGACUACAUCGCGUCCAUGCCUGAAGCUGAGCGUCCUUUUGGAAUCAUGUUUGAGGAGCCAACGGGCAAGUUUUUACCAGAGGAGGUUGGCGCCUGGACUGCUGGUGUACGUAAGAUCAUGGAUUCCCAUGGGUGGACCUCUGGACACCUCUUGGCUCAUGUUCACAAGAAGUGGGCUCUUGGGGAAAUGGUGCAGCUUGAAUGCCUUAUAAACGGAGCUAACGGUAUCUGGGCAAGCAUUUGUGAGGAAGGAGCUGCUCUUGGUCACGCAUGUUCUACAGUCACGAUGAUGAACCUCGUCCGAAUGGGGAACAAAAAGGUCCUAAAACGCUACAACUGCCCCGCCCUAAGGGAUGCUGCAUCUAGCGUGACUAAGAUCACCACUGGCCUUCCACCCCAUCCCAAGCAAGUCAUCUAUGGCGAAAGAGCGCUGGACUUAGCAUUUGACUUUGGAAGCAUCGCAGGUGGAACCGCUGGGGAAACCGACUUUGACCUGGCUGAGUUCUUUGGAGAAGAAUCCCUGGUGAGGAUCAGUACACUUGCUUCCGAGAGCAUGAUCCUGGACAAGCUGGUAGAUCUGUUUGGUGAGGAUAGGCAGUUUACAAAUGCAAUGGCUGCUGCAAUGAAGGAACAAAUGAUUGAAGACCUGACGAACAACACCAAAGAAGAAUACACGAGUGCAGCCGGCAUCGCCAUGUUGUUUGAUCGAUCAGGAGGAAAACUCACCACGGAGAUGUCAGAAGUCAUUAAAAAUGCCGAUGUGGAGAGUGUACAUGCCCAAAAUCUCAUUGAAGAGGUUCGUAAUAUAUGGAACGAGUGGGACAUCAAGGAAGAAGAACAAAAUGACGAUCAGCUGAUGUUCUGCUCCUUCUACAACGGGUUCAUGGCUCCUUACUUUGGAUGCUUCAUGUGCGAUGACACACAGAAGGCCUUGCAAGCUAUUAACAUGGAUAAUGACGGAUACAUCGACUGGAAUGAAUUCCUGGUGUAUCUCAAGUGGGCGAUGCGUCAAUAUCCCAACAUCAAAGAUGUUGAUGAACUGUUAAGCUGCGCCUUCAACAAGGGAAUCAUACCCGCCAUGCGAGAUGAAGUACUUGGCAAAAAAGGAAGGCAAGUCGGAGAAAGAAGUUCAAGUCCAAAUGAAAAAUGAUUUAGGCAUUCCGUUCUCACUGCCUCAUCCUAAACCUGCUGCCAUGCUUGAACUUGCAAUUCAUGCUAUUGGGUUUAUUCUGAUAAAUUAUUAGUCAACAUUAGAAAUAUGGUCAAUUGAUCGGUGUAAGUUUAGCUGUAGGUGCGAUUUUUUUCCUUCACAAACUUGUUGUUAGGCCUUAAGGUUCUGGUUUAUUUUAAGGUCAUAAUCACGCGUCUGUACCAGUCACCGGUGUAUGGCUCGAUUAAAAGAAAUAUAUGUGAUUGUGAGUUGUACCUCUGUAUCUGGUAAAUCAUAAUAAAAACACUUCAAAGACGGAUUGGAUAUUUGUUUAUCCCGGCAGAAGAGACGACGACUGUUUUUAUGCAAUAAUUUUAUAGAGAAUAAAGUAACGAAGAUUUACGUAAUUAUCAGAAAUUCAGGUAGCCUUCUAUUCUCUCUCUGACCAAUUUCAGUCGAGGUUUUUAAAGUUUAAAAACAGCCCAUUGGGGCCUGUUAGAGAAAGGGCGGCAAAGGUGUGAUAAGCAGAAAACAGGACUAAGAAUAGGUUUCGGUGAGGGCCUUACAGUGGAGUCGUGUCAAUAGGCCCUAACUGAAUCAACAACCAUAUUUCUAAAAUUUUUGAGCCUCACAAUUCUAUUUUCACACACGAGUGGCAAAUCUGUUUUCCCAUUUUCAAUUUUAUGUUUUUUAUUUGGAUGAGAAGAAAAGCUUACAAUAGCAAAUGAGCUAAGACCAAGCGCGAGUCAGCAAACAAAUGAAAAGCCGGUGAUAGUGCAUAGAAUGAAA